AUGUGCUGCCUCACCCAUGUGCUGGCGCUGGCGCUGGUGCUGGGCGCUUCGUGGCAGGCGCUGCAUGGAGCUCCACUGGCCGAGCUCUCGGGGGACCACGACUUCCAGCUCUUCCUGCACAAGAACCUGGAGUUCACCCGCAAGAUCAGGGGGGACGUGGCUGCAUUGCAGCGCGUGGUGUGUGACACCUUCCAGCUGUGCACAGAGGAAGAGCUGCAGCUGGUACGGCCAGACCCACCCCUGAUGCAGGCACCGCUGGAUCAGUGCCUCAAGCGCGGCUUCCAGGCGGAGGUGUGCUUCAGUCAGAUCCGCGCCGGGCUGCACGCGUACCAGGACUCGCUGGGUGCCGUCCUGCAGCUGCUGCCCGAGCACACGGCGCUGGUGGAGACGCUGCAGUUGGACGCUGCCAACCUCUCCACCAACAUCCAGCAGCAGAUGGAGGACCUGGGCCUGGACACGGUGACGCUCCCAGCUGAGCACCGCAGCCCCCCGCCCGCCUUCUCCACCGACUUCCAGCAGCAGGUCGGAGGAUUCUUCAUCCUGGCCAACUUCCAGCGCUUCCUGGAGACGGCGUACCGUGCGCUGCGGCACCUCGCCCGCCUCUGA
This is a messenger RNA of Phasianus colchicus (ring-necked pheasant), 606 nucleotides long. It is a transcript of the gene CSF3, whose product is annotated as colony stimulating factor 3. The record is from RefSeq and is a predicted model, not a curated record. Gene Ontology annotation, biological process: positive regulation of myeloid cell differentiation; immune response. NCBI's taxonomy places the organism in Eukaryota, Metazoa, Chordata, Aves, Galliformes, Phasianidae. Gene Ontology annotation, molecular function: granulocyte colony-stimulating factor receptor binding; cytokine activity. Gene Ontology annotation, cellular component: extracellular region.